CAACUAUACUUGCCUUGCCCUCUUUUCAUUGAUUGCAUACUUACAUUUAACAUUUAAAUACCGUACCGACCAACUAACACCCCAACUAUCGAUCCACCGGUGCCCUAAUUUUAUAAUAGUGGUCCAAAAUUAUCCUUCAACCGUUAACUCUUUCACUAUGGCCAAUAUCAUCCCACAUGGCCUGCCAUUUGGGUAAAGUGGACAUCACGCGACAUAAUAUCUCACCACCCAACUUCAUUUUGAAAUUGCAUUUACUUCUUUUUUCUGAUCCAUUUUAGAUUCCUUUAUCCUUCGGCUUAGACUCUUGAAUGGCAAAAAUGAAGAAUCACUAAGCUUACAAGGAGAGCCAGAGGUCAACUCAAGCAUUAUGUCUGGGGCUUUUCAUAGAUUUAUGUUUGAUUGGUUCUUACAAGGAAUUAUAAACAGCAUUUUUUAUUUCUAUAUUGCUGUCUAUGGAGCGCUAGUCUAUAACCAAAAGUUGCUACUCUAGAAGGUAUUGAGGGAGGGGUAAACUGGGGGUUAGGGUGGUGAGGUGGAAUGACACGUAGCGUCCACUUCACCCAAAUGUCAAGUUAUAUGGUAUGGUGGUGGCCAUGGUGGAAAGGUUAACGGUUGAAAGGUAAUUCCAGACUAUUUUUAUAAUGUCGGGGCACUGGUGGACUGCUAGUAUAACGGAUGGCAAAAUUAAUCAUUUUCGAAUAGUAGAGGGGUAAAUUUAACCCUUUUUUGUUGUUAUAAAAUAGUGUACUUUGUCUUAAUUGCUAAGACUUAUUCACAGAGGCGGAGACAGAAUUUGAACCUUAUGAGUUCGGAAUUGUAAUCCUUCUAAGUUACCGGGUUCUAAAUUAAUAAGUUGUACAUUUCAAGGGAUUUCUUAAGACAAAUACAUGGUUUGAACAAAGCUAGUGGGUUCGGCCGAACCCGCAUCCCGUACUCUACCUCCGCCCCUGCUUAUUCAGACAACAGAAACAAUGAAAGUGACAGUUAUUAGCAAAAGAUUAGUAAAAUAUUUAACGCCUAACCUAGACAUCGGGAACAUUGAGCCCAGAAUGCAACCAGAUGUUUCUAAUGCCAAAAAAUGAAUGUUAACUGAUGAAGAAGCUACGGUUGAUUUGCUAAGCAAAUUAUAAGAGUACUGUAUCAUAUGGUAAGACUGCUUGGUUAGGUCUUUUCUCAUUUUCAUGCUUGAGAAGCUAUUGUAAUAUAUUGUCAUGUGAGAGAAUUUGUCUUAAUUUCAUUUUUCCACCAAUUUAUCUAAGUAUUCGUACAAGAGGACCCAAUAUUCCGAAGAUUCAAUAAAGAAAAUAACUGAAAACCCGAAAAAAUUAAAUUAUUUAUUAUACAAAAACAUCUCUUGCAAUUUCAGUAACAAAUGCAAAUGUUUAAAAAAUUGGAUUGCCAAAAUAUUUUUUCUUAAAAAUCAAAUCGCCUUCCCUCUUCCCCUCCACGCUCAUGUUUAUAGUUUCUUAUGGUCGGACAUAAAAAUUUGUAUGAAUACCAUUUUAGCUUUUGAUCAAGUUACAUAUGCUUCAUCUUUAAUGCAGAGUUAGGAUGGAUGAGAAUUGUCUUUGGGUUCUUCUUUAGUGCUUGAAGUUUCAAACUCUAUGGGCUUGACCCAAGAUGAAACUUUGGCCCUCUGAUGGCCCGUCCACUUUCAGCCCUCUUGAUAAGCAAAUGGGGCAAAUAUCACUUUUAGCCAGCGGCCGAUGGGAACCUUAAAAAUCCAAAACUGCCCUAAACUAUUUUUUGGUAACUUGAAAAUUUAUGAUUUUUUUUUUCAUAGCAUGACCAUAUUUCAUAAACAAAUAAUGUCUUCAAUUUUUUUUUUGAAAAAAUAAAGCCAAAAGGGAGAUUAAUGGUUGGCACUACGUAGUGUCCAUAGUAAUAUCUGAGGGUUCAAAGGCACAAUUUCACUUGUUUCAGAAACUUGCCUGUGUCUUAUAAUUAAUUGACAAGAGCUACUAGACAAUACCACGAAGCUUUUGAGACUCUACGCACUGGUGAUGUGAAACCAACAGCAUAAGCCAAAUCUGUGGCUAAUUCAUACCUAUAAAAUAGGAACUGCGCGACUGUGAAGCAACACCCUCAUUACAUAAGUACAAAACAAUAGCCCUCUGUUUUAUUAAGGAUCCCUCCUAUAAAAACCAUGUUCCUCUAACACAUUCUCCACAAUUCAACUAUUACUACUUCUCUAGUCUACCAAUCAAUCCGAAAAUUUGCAUAACUAUGGCAUUUUCUAUGAAAACAUAUAUGCCAAUCUUCUCCUUAUUCAUUUUGACACUUGCUCUUUCUUGUAAUGCUGGUGGAAUUUCUAUUUACUGGGGCCAAAAUGCAAAUGAAGGAACUCUAGCAGAAACUUGUGCCACGGGAAACUACGAAAUUGUGAACAUAGCAUUUCUAGCAACUUUUGGCAAUGGCCAACAACCUACGAUAAAUCUUGCCGGUCAUUGUGAUCCAAGUCUUGGCGAGUGCACCAAAUUAAGUUCAGACAUAAAAUCGUGCCAAUCAAAAGGAAUCAAAGUGAUCCUAUCAAUUGGAGGUGGCGCUGGAUUUUAUUACCUUUCCUCUGCUGACGAUGCUAGGGAAGUUGCUACUUAUCUUUGGAACAACUUCUUAGGAGGAGAAUCGAGGACUCGUCCUCUUGGCAAUGCUGUUUUGGAUGGAAUAGACUUUGAUAUUGAAGGUGGAACAAAUCUAUAUUGGGAUAUUUUGGCCAAGUCACUUUCUGCAUAUAGCAGUAUGGGAAAAAAGGUGUAUUUAACAGCAGCCCCGCAAUGCCCAUUCCCUGAUGCUUGGAUUGGAAAUGCAUUAAAAACAGGGGUUUUCGAUUACGUUUGGGUUCAAUUCUAUAACAAUCCUCCUUGUCAAUACAGUUCUGGUGAUAUUAACAAUCUUGAAUCUGCAUGGGAACAAUGGACUUCAGAUAUUCCGGCUACAAAGAUUUUUCUGGGAUUACCAGCGGCUCCUGCAGCCGCGGGGAGUGGAUUUAUUCCAGCUGAUGAUCUCACUUCUCAAGUUCUUCCUAAAAUAAAAAGCUCAGCUAAGUAUGGUGGAGUUAUGCUGUGGUCUAAAUACUAUGACGAUCAGACUAAUUAUAGCUCCUCAAUCAAGAGUGAUGUCUGAAAUGGUGAGCCAUAUGUUAAGUCUUUUUAGUGACUAUAUACGUGCUUGGGGAAAAUACAUAUGUAU
Messenger RNA from Nicotiana tabacum (common tobacco), 3189 nucleotides. Lineage: Eukaryota; Viridiplantae; Streptophyta; Magnoliopsida; Solanales; Solanaceae. The record is from RefSeq and is a predicted model, not a curated record.